Baudoinia panamericana UAMH 10762 is the source of this 237-nucleotide messenger RNA. RefSeq lists its product as uncharacterized. The annotation marks the transcript as partial. Lineage: Eukaryota; Fungi; Ascomycota; Dothideomycetes; Mycosphaerellales; Teratosphaeriaceae. Gene Ontology annotation, cellular component: membrane. The transcript has 2 exons. The record is from RefSeq and is a predicted model, not a curated record.
AUCUGCCUCAUGGUCAUCAAUGUCUUCUUCCCUCCCCUGUCGGUCGCAAUGCUGUGCGGGUUGGACUGGGACUGCAUACUGAACUGCAUCCUGCUGGUAUGCGCGAUAUUACCGAGCCAUGUUCACGCCUUCUACGUCUCAUGCAUAUACUUCCACCGGCGGCGAAAGGUCAAAAAGGGUCGCUAUCCAGGUGGACCAAAGCCUUUCAUCCACUCGAGUAACGUGUUGAAUGGCGGC